UUGAAAUGCAUUGAAAAGAAAAAAGGGAAUGGUGAAUUUUUUGAACGAGAGCUUCGAUUUGAAGCCCAAGCACUCGUCGGAGGAAGCUUUGGAAAGAUGGAGGAAAGUUUGUGGUUUCGUCAAGAAUCCGAAACGCCGGUUUCGAUUCACUGCCAACCUCUCCAAACGCUACGAAGCUGCUGCUAUGCGCCGAUCCUAUAAGGAAAAACUGAGAAUCUCUGUACUGGUUUCGAAAACUGCCUUCCAGUUUAUCUCGGGUGUCGAAACAAGUGAAAGUGAUUAUGUUGUGCCUGAAGAAGUCAAAGCUGCUGGUUUUCAACUUUGUGCGGAUGAGUUAGGAUCCAUUGUGGAAGGCCAUGAUUUGAAGAAACUAAAGAUUCAUGGUGGAGUGGAUAGUAUCGCUGAAAAACUCUCCACAUCAACCACCAAUGGGCUAACUUCUGACACCGAUCUGUUGAAUAAAAGACAACAGGUCUAUGGAAUCAAUAAGUUUGCUGAGGCUGAAGCUAAAGGGUUCUUGAUAUUUGUUUGGGAAGCUCUUCAGGACAUGACCCUUAUGAUCCUUGGGGUGUGUGCUUUUGUGUCAUUGAUAGUCGGGAUAGAAGCAGACGGUCAACUUUAGGAACGAAAGCGAUUU
This is a messenger RNA of Hibiscus syriacus, 637 nucleotides long. Its product is annotated as calcium-transporting ATPase 2, plasma membrane-type-like. Gene Ontology annotation, molecular function: calmodulin binding; P-type calcium transporter activity. Lineage: Eukaryota; Viridiplantae; Streptophyta; Magnoliopsida; Malvales; Malvaceae. The transcript is spliced from 3 exons. The record is from RefSeq and is a predicted model, not a curated record. The coding region runs from base 29 to 622 and encodes 197 amino acids. Gene Ontology annotation, cellular component: intracellular membrane-bounded organelle.